AGUGUAUUCACUUAUAUUGCGAGGAAGGCACUAACCACCUUAAGGUGGAUAAAGUAAUGUUUUUUUACUUUAGAUGACGCAUAUACUAUCAAUCUUGUCAGAUGAUGUUGCUUCCCUUUUUUGUGUGUAUGAAGUUACUAUUUCGCCCUGUCCCGCAAACGAAGCGAUCAUUAAAAUCUUUGCCUUCUAUGAAAUAAAUUAGUCAUUGUUAAGUCUCACCGGAUUGUUUCAUAAUUCAAAAUGAUUAUCCUGAGAUUGGCUCAAUCAAUCAGAUUCCCAUAUGAUGAAACACAAUGAACAUUAAUGCGGUUCAAAUUUUAAUUUCAUUCCCAUUAAUUAAUCCAGGAAAAGUUCUUUGAUAUUAAUUUGACACAAAAUUAUUUAAAUAACCCAUACAAAGCAAUUUGUUACUAAAACUAGUAGGUAAUCAGAAAUACCGCACACAAAGAUAUGCUUCUCUACAGAUUGUUCCAGCCGGUUUGUAUUACAUAAAUUGAAGCCAGUCCCUUAAAUUCAUUUAUUAUUAACUCAUAAUUGAGAGCUGGAUAAAAACAAUAACGCAACAAAAGGCAAAACAUUGCAAGAUCGUCAUUUGAUAUCCUUACCAGCCCUUCAAUGGAUCUUCUUGCAGUUGAUGCGUUCCCCAACUCGACAAUUGUGCAAGGUUUGACCAUAGUAAACAUUCUUGCACUAACGUUCUUCUCCGAGUACUUUGCAGUGUGCAUAAUCAAAGUGCCCAAUGAGGACCUCCUUCUCAGCGAGUCCAUACCGGUGCUCAUCAUCACCGUGGACUCGGAAUUCAACGCGACGUUCCAACAGGGAGUGGACGGCGCCUGUCAAGCGUUUAUAGUAUCCGAAAAGGCCUUCAUUUUGUUCUUGGACUUGUUCGUUUUCGUGCACGAUCGCUCGGACCAGCGCUCGCCGGGUAAGAAGUUCAUUGUCGUUAUGGAUUCAACUGACCGAGUUAAGCUCGAGCAGCUGACGGAUCAUCCGAAUAUUCUGGAGGUACCGGAGGUACUUUUCGUUUGCCCGGAUGAGCCGAACGGUUCGAUCGAGUACCACACUACCGACAUCUCCAACAAUGGCUCUCGGAGUACGUGGAACGUCAAAAUUGUUCCGAUCACGCCUCCGGACUACUUCCCGGACAAGUUCCGGAACAUGCAGGGGUAUCCGAUCCGAGUGAUCGCCUGCUCGUACCCUCCGUUUGUACACUAUGAACAGUCGACUACCGAAAAGGCAAAUGCUCGCUACGAUCCCAAAUAUAUGAAGGAAGAUCUACCCUUAUUCAUGGAUGGAACCGAGCCCAUAUUAAUACUGGAGUUUUGCCGGAUACACAAUUGUACCGUGGAGGGGUCUUUCGAUGAGACAGCGUACUGGGGUGAAGUCUUUGAAAAUCGCACUGGAACGGGUCUUCUGGGAGCAGUGAUUGAACGACGAGCUGAUAUAGCCGUGGCUGCUGUCUACUAUUGGAGAAGAGCAUACGACUACGGAACCUACACCCACCAGAUGAGCCGAUCUGGGAUCACCGUUUUGGUUCCAAAGCCACGACUUCUGGCUCCUUGGCGGACUCCUUUUCUGUCCUUCACCGGAUCACUGUGGAUCGCAGUCUUCGUAACAUUUAUUGUUGCUACCGUGGCAGUGUGGUUGAUCGAGGGAGGUCGCUACAAGCUUCUACAGCCUCCGAACGAAACGCCAAUCACGAUGAGCGAUUCCCUGUUGACGAUGAUCGGCUUCUACAUGGAGCAAAGUGCCCGCAUGCGUACCGACAUGGUGUCGUGUAUCUUUCUGUUCACGUCGCUUCUAUUUGCCGGAUUCAUGGUAGGCAACAGCUACGGUGGAGGUUUAGCCGGGGUAAUGACUGUGAAGCAGUACGAGAAACCCAUCGACACUACGAAGGAUCUGGCGGCAAGCGGGCUUCCGUUCGUAGGAGUAGCCUUGUCGUGGAUAUAUUCAAUUCUUUACUCAACUCAGCCCCAUGUCCAAACUCUGGUCAAAAACUACCGAAUCGUCGACGAGGACUACCUGGUCGAUCACAGCAAAACACACGACGUGGGAUUCUGCGUGGAGCAGUCUGAGUACGGCCACUUUGUGCCGUCCUCGUUCGUUGACGUGGAAGCGUCCACCAUGCUGCAGAAGCUCAAGGAUAACCUGUACUGGGAAACCGUAGCGGCGCUGGUGACAAAAACCUGCCCCUUCAAGCAACCGUUCAACGAUCUGAUCAUGAAAGUGAAGCAGACGGGCGUUCAGCACUACUGGGAGCUGCAGACCGUGAAUCGCUACCUGCAGACUACGGUGCAGAAGAACAUCAUGGGCGCCCGCCAAGCCGGUGGUGACGAUGAAGUUAUAGCGCUUACCGUUUCACACUUCUUGGGAGCUUACCUUAUUUUGGCAAUUGGAUGUGGCUUAGCAACGGUUGCAUUUGUACUAGAGGCACUGCAUUCUCGAUUUAGUGGAAAUUCAAGACAAUUAUUCAAACGAAGGGUCAAUAUGACCGUGACAUGAAUAUUUGAAAGAUUUCUCUCAAAUCUUUUACACAUUGUAACAUCAAUGCUACACACUUUAAUUACAUUUAAUAAGCGGUAGUUCACCAAGGUCACUGUCAUUCUAUGUCACAGAUUUAAUAUGGUUCAUGCAAGAAACUGUCAUUGUCAAGUUACACAUAAUUGGAGGAAAAGCUGUGGAAUUUUUUGACUUCUCUAGAAAAUUAAUGUCCUUCUUCUAACAACUUCGAGAACAUAGUUAAGUCAGGGAUAUAAGGAAACGCACGUCAUCAUAUUUAAUAAAAUUAUUAUGCAGUACAAAGACUCACAACUACGCAUCAAAAUAGAAUUAACUGCAUUAAUCAAACCAGUUCAAUGUUAAUCGCGUGGAAAGUUUUAAAUUACCAUCCAAUUGUCAACUUCCCAAUAAAAGCUACGCACAAA
Messenger RNA from Culex quinquefasciatus (southern house mosquito), 2924 nucleotides. RefSeq lists its product as uncharacterized. The record is from RefSeq and is a predicted model, not a curated record. Gene Ontology annotation, molecular function: ligand-gated monoatomic ion channel activity. The transcript has 6 exons. Bases 616 to 2502 code for a protein of 628 amino acids. Gene Ontology annotation, cellular component: membrane. NCBI's taxonomy places the organism in Eukaryota, Metazoa, Arthropoda, Insecta, Diptera, Culicidae.